This is a messenger RNA of Theileria parva strain Muguga, 852 nucleotides long. RefSeq lists its product as uncharacterized. The transcript is spliced from 2 exons. The coding region runs from base 1 to 852 and encodes 283 amino acids. The record is from RefSeq and is a predicted model, not a curated record. Lineage: Eukaryota; Apicomplexa; Aconoidasida; Piroplasmida; Theileriidae.
AUGGGAACCAAUACAUGGACCGAAUCAAAACCUGCACACUUUUCCCAAGUAAAUUAUAAGUAUAAACAGGAUUCCGACUCGGAGUCAGACUCCGAUUCAGACUCAAGUUCUGAUUCUGAAGAUGAACAGCCUACUCAUAAGCCAACAAGGAAUGGAAUAUUUAACACUGUUAAUGGUCGGAGUAAUAGUGAAGAACAAAAACAUCCCUUAGGCCCAAGGCCUAAGUUUACAAGAGGAAGUGCUUUUAAAAUUCCUGAACCUAAACAAGAAUUUACUCCCAAACACCAUGAUUUUAGUCCAAAACAGACUCCAAAUAAAGGAUUCGGAAUGUUUCCAGGGCAUGGACCAGAAAUAGGUUUAAAAGGUAAACCACACAAAGAGUAUGAUCCUGGAGCUAAGAAAGUACAUGGAUUAUCUUCAUUUGAUCAAGAAUUAAAAUCUUCAUUUAAGGAUGACUUUGAAAGUAGAGGUUUCCCGGAAGGCCCGGGACCUACGCUAAAAUUUACUGACGUGGGUAAACAGGUUUUUAGAAACUUUAAAGAUUUAACGGCGCCGAAACAUACAUUUCACCCGCAUCAGGCACAUACCUUUAAAAAUGUGACUAUUGAAAGAGAUAGUGAUGUAUUGGAUUUGAGACAAAGAAAUGGCGUUUUAAGCGCAAAGUUCAAGCUUGAAACUUUAGAUGAAAACUCAAUAAGUUUGUUGGACCAUCUCUCAAAGAACACAGCAAGUUGUACAGUUAAGUGGGUGUCACUUUCUAAACAAAAAAGUAGAGGACAAAUUCACUUGGAUUGUAAUUUCGAUGUUAAAGCCGAUGGAUUUCCAGGAGAUGUAAUGUUUUAUUUAGUUUAA